This is a messenger RNA of Trematosphaeria pertusa, 2973 nucleotides long. RefSeq names its product kinase-like protein. Gene Ontology annotation, molecular function: protein kinase activity; ATP binding. The record is from RefSeq and is a predicted model, not a curated record. The transcript is spliced from 3 exons. The coding region runs from base 1 to 2973 and encodes 990 amino acids. Gene Ontology annotation, biological process: protein phosphorylation. Lineage: Eukaryota; Fungi; Ascomycota; Dothideomycetes; Pleosporales; Trematosphaeriaceae.
AUGGAGCCCACACGUUUGCAGCCGCCACCGGCGGGCACGAAAGCCCGCGCCAUGCAGCAGGCAAAACAGAUGGAAACUUUGGUUGCUGAGAGAGCGAAGCGUACAGGAGAUGAGCCGCCGCCGUACGAUUUCUACGAAUUGAUCGGCAAGGGCGCUUAUGGCCGCGUCUUCAAAGGUCGGAACCGCAACACAAACGGUUUGGUGGCUAUCAAGAUUAUCGACAUCGACAAGGUUGAUUACGAAGAAAUGACAACCAAGAAUCUGUCAGAGACACUCAAGGAGAUCAAUAUCCUCCAGCAGCUGAGGGACAGCAAGGCUCGACCAUAUGUGAACAUCAUCGAGGAGGCGUUGCCAGUGCACAACGAGCUUUGGAUCGUCAGCGAAUACGCCAGCGGUGGAAGCGUCAAUACCCUCAUGAAGCCGACCAUGAACGACCCGGACGGCCCUGGCCUGCGGGAGAAGUUCAUCAUCCCGAUCGCACGGGAGCUAGCGAUGGGCUUGAAGUUUCUCCGUGAUGCUGGAGUGAUCCACAGGGAUUUGAAGUGUAACAACGUUCUUGUCCUUGAGGAUGGUCGCGUGCAGCUGUGCGAUUUUGGCGUGUCAGGCACUCUCGAGCCAGAGAUCUCUAAACGCUCGACGAUCGUGGGCACACCGUAUUGGAUGGCUCCUGAGCUCCAAAAGGAAUGGGUGAAAGAUGCGGACCCACAUAGCAGGAUACAGCCAAACGACAUCUUCUACGGCCCUGAGGUUGAUAUCUGGGCAUACGGCUGCACCGUUUUUGAGAUGGCGACCGGGUUCCCACCUUUUCACAAGACCGUGCAAUGGGACCUACCACAGAGUGGAGUUCCCGUCCUAGAAGGCGACAAAUACUCUCCAGAGCUCAAAGAUUUUGUGGCUUUCGUACUGCAGCCAGAUCCUAAGGAUCGACCAACACCGGAUCAGAUCCUCGAGCAUCCUUUUCUUGCUGACACAACUAAGAUGUAUCCCACGGUCCUACUUGUCAAGCUCCUCGAAGACUACCUCCAAUGGGAGCAAGGUGGCGGUGUCCGCGCCUCGCUCUUCAACCCGUAUGGAGCCCAAGCUCCGGACCCGCUUGCGCCGCAGGCCGAGGAUGAGGAUGAUAACUGGACGUUUAGCGCUUCAGACGAGCUCGAGGAAAGGAUGUCUAUGCUGUUCUCUGACCCUGAUCAUGACCCUUUUUCUGGUGCAGCGCCCAGCCAGAGCUUCACAGGCAUACCCCCACCUCCUGCGGAUGACGAUAGAUUCGCAAAACUGCAGGCCAGCAUCAGGGAGGAGCAGAUUACUCGAGGUCAGAAACGCCUAAAUCGGCUCUUCGACAAAGACUCCACGCCAUACAGAUACAGCGCCGUAGACAGCAAUCGGCCGCCUUCGGACCUGAUUCUCCGUGACUUCAAUCCUGGAGCGCCGAAUCGCGAGACAGUCAUUGACUUGGAUUUUGCGGCGCCCACUGUGGCCGACGUGCCUAGCAUUGACCUAGGCGAGGUCCCUACUUUGAAGGCCAAUCGCAUGCAGAAGAUUUUGCGCGAGCUGCAAAUGGAAGAAGAGGAACAGAGGGACACUUUUGAUCAAGACGAGCUGAACAAGCGAGCCACCCGAGACUGGAAGUUUCCUUCCAUGAAUGACCAAGACAAGCGAGCCACGCGAGACUGGAAAUUCCCGUCCACGGCUGAGCAGUCGAACAAUCGAACGACGCGGGACUUUAAAUUCCCGGCUAUGCCGGAGAGAGCUAAUCGAGCAACGAGGGAGUGGACUUUUGACGCCGCUAUGGCCGAGGCAAAUUACAAGGCUCAGAGAAACUCGAGACGUGAUACGCGGGAUUGGUCUUUGCCCAUGGCCACAGCACCGAUCGAGGAUAACAGGAAGACGCGAGACUUCGUCUUUCCUAUGCGAGACCCUGAAGAGAAUGAGGGCGGUAGUCAAUCCGACCAAGGCCCAGGUUUCUCUUCUUCACCCACGCUUGGGCCCGACUUCCGACCCGGCUUGAAACAUGCUUCAACGGAGCCGUUCGGUUCGUAUGACGACUAUCCGCAGAUCGACUCGGCACCGGGGUCGCCUCUUCGGGCGUCUAUGAUAGAUCUCGAUAUGGCGAAUGUUGACAUACCACGCCCGUCGACCGCCGGCUCUAACAGUACUUCUACAUACACCGCCGGGGAGCAAAUGAACGAAAACCCGUUCAAUCUGGAGGACCAGGUCCACUUAUCGCAGAACAACAACCGCACGUCAUACCAUAUGAAGUCGCAAUCCGAGCCUAACCACGCUAUCCCAGGCUUGCUAACCCCGCAGACGUACGACGAGCAGGGCCAUCCGACAAACCAGGACCCGCACCAUCCGAGCAUGCACGCGCGCGGUGUCUCAUCGGUUUCUCAGAUGCAAGCCCAGGUCAAGCCCCCACCCAACAAUGUUGGUGCUGGCUAUCACCGCCCCGGUCAGCGCUCGCAACAGCUUAUCUGGGAUGGCUGGUCUCACAGCGCCGCCUAUGGUCUCGGCAGCGACGAUUCUCCGCCCACGAGCGUUACUACCGAUGCCUCUGACGACGAUAUCGACGAGGCCUGGGAUAACCUGGAGAAGCUCACUCUCACCCGUAACAGAUAUCGCUCCCGACGCACGGACAGCCGCGAUGAAGAUCCUCGCUCUGACGCCGAAGACAAUUACGCCACCGACCCUGCCUAUGAUGACCUUGAACGUGUCCGCGUCUCCCUUGGGCCCAACGGCAAGCCGCUCGUCGACUUCCCUGUCCCACACGGACCAGAACCGCAGGUGCUAUUCGGUGUCGACGCAGACAUGAACGCGCUGCAGAACGCGCUCUGGAAGAGCAGCGUGGAGAUGAGGGACGGUAUCAGGACGAGCAGAGACCUGUUGAAGGCGAUGAGGUUGGAAGAUGUGAAGCCCCUAGAAGGCUUCCCCGAAGAAGUGGAGAGCGAUGCAACGAGCACUGUGCGGAUUGCAAAGUAA